AUGAAGACGGUACUACAUCUCCUCGUGGGCUCUCUCGUCCUCCAGAGCGCAUCCAGCUGUCCCUCAAUUGGACACUACACGGCAAGCACAGAUACCACAUCAUCCCACUCAAACAGUAACCGUACCUCCGCCACCUUCCAGAAGCGCGGCUACCCAGUCGUCAAAUCAAGCGUCUGGCCUAAUGCCAAGAUAACCUACUGCUUCGCCGAUCCUAACGCCCGCAGCAAACUGAAAAGCAUUGUCCCCAAAGCCUGGGGCAUGUGGCUGAACGCCGGGGCCAGCGCCAAGUUCGAGAUGGAAGAGGGCGAGACCACCUACUGCACCGUCGCAAACCGCGACAGCUACCUGCUCAUCAGCUACAACGACGAGCACAAGCUGGUGACCACGCCUGGCAGCAUUGCGGGCCUAGGCCAGGACGGCCCCUCCAUGACGCUCGAUCCCAGCGAUGGCUUCGGAACCGGGAAGGGAAUGAGCAAUAUCGCGCACGAGAUCGGGCACGCUUGGGGGUUACUGCACGAGCAUCAGCGGCCGUCGCUAUGGACGAGAGAUUUCGGGGGCACGGGGCAGCGGAAUGUGUUUGCGUUCAACUGUCAGAACCUGAAGGACUACGCCGCGAUCGCAGCGAAAGGGAACGAUAUGGAUCGGGCGUGCCAUUACAUGCAGUCGGCGGUGACGGCGAACGGGGGUCCGUUCUCAGCGCUGGACAUGCUCCCGGAUAAUCGGGGGAGGGAUUCGGGGACGGCGGAUGUGGUGGACUGGGAUUCGAUUAUGAUUUACGGGUCGACUGCAGGCGCUGCGACGGCUAAUGGGCAGUUGCUAAACACGCUCACCAAGGCGGAUGGCACGACCUACGGUUAUAACACGUGGCCGUCUAUUGGGGAUGUGAAUACGCUGAAUACGUUGUACGCCGACGAGCUGGACCCCAAGAAGAUGAGCAAGCUGAAAAUGUACUGGAACAAGGCGAGCCCCAAGCAUGGGCUGUUCUUGUCGCGCAACAAGGAUUCUUCGUCUUCCUGUCAAUAG
Molecule: messenger RNA, 1023 nt
Organism: Aspergillus uvarum CBS 121591
Lineage: Eukaryota; Fungi; Ascomycota; Eurotiomycetes; Eurotiales; Aspergillaceae
Exons: 1
Coding region: 1-1023 (340 amino acids)
Molecular function (GO): metallopeptidase activity
Source: RefSeq, a predicted model, not a curated record